CUCCCCUGGCGGGAAAAGAGCAUAGCUUGGCGUGCUUAUUCCCGGGGACUGCGGUGGUAGGAUUGCGCGUGCGUGAUUCGAAUACAUACGAAAGAAGAGUUGCAAGAUGUCAGUUCAGGAAGGAGAAGAACAGCUUGAGGGCAGUGAUCUAAGAGAUACACACAUGGCUGAAGACGCAAACAAACAAAAGGCACAACUUAUAACAACCACCAGAGAAUGUUUUAGUCCCAAGGAAGAAGAAAUUUUAUCCAUCACAGGAAGUCUUGCCCAGUGUAAAGAGGAGGAAGCAACUGUACCUUUAGUGGCUCCCUUGUAUCAGAAACCUGUUCCAGAAGGAUGGGAGAAGAUAAUAAAGCAAAGGCAGAGUGGAAAAACUGCAGGACGAUACGACAUUUAUUUUGUCAGUCCUCAAGGAACGAAGAUCAGAUCCAAACGUGCUCUUUUGGAUUUCUUUAAAAAGAACAAAGAGACGGUUCUUAAAUUGGACGAUUUUGAUUUUACAACCUUUGCUCAGAAGAGUACGCCAUCAAGAUCUAAAGGAUCUAGCACCACAACUGUGGGGUUGGAAGCAGGCAGCCAGAUUCUAGAUCUUGGACUAGAAAAUAGUGAAGGAAAGGAUACACCUUCUCUGCAAAGUAAAAUUUUGGAACUUCAAACCAAUGCUAGAGAGCUGCAAGACAUUUCCAUCUCUUCACAGGAUGGGCUUACUGUGGAUAACUCAAAGGAUGAUUGUUUCAAAGCCAAACAAAAUUGUACUGUUGGAAGUAGGAGUAAAAUUAAGAAAACUGGAAACCAUUCAGAACCAAGGACUUUGGGUAAUGACCAAAACAAAAGGCAGAGAAGACCAUCACAUAAAAAACAAGCGACUGAAACUGUUAAAAAAUCCAGACAACAGAAAGCAGGAUAUAUUUGUAAUAGUUAUACUGUCAGUGACCACAAAGUGUUUCAGAGAGGCUCAAGGAAAAGGAAAAUGUGCUUGAAGGAUGAACCACUGUUUUCUGAACCAAAAUUGGAGCCACAGCUCUUGGAGCACAGGUCAAGCACUAAAGAUUUAAAAUGUGAUGAGAGUCCCAACAGUGUAGUAGUUACUGUCGCUGUUGAUAAAAAACAUUCACAGUUGGAAAUCCAGAGAAAUUGGGUGCCUUCAGAGAGCCAAGACUUAAAGAUUGCUCCUAAUGUCAGUGGUACUGUUUCACAGACAUUUAAUGAGAAACGUUUUACAUCAGUGAAAGAGAACCGUGUUCGAAGAACCCAAGUGGAAAGAAGGAAAACCAGUCCAUAUUUUUCCAGUAAAUUCCUCAAAGAAGCUCCAAGCCCACCUAGAAGGAAGGCCUUUAGGAAAUGGACUCCACCUCGCUCUCCUUUUAAUCUGGUUCAAGAAACACUCUUUCAUGAUCCGUGGAAGCUUCUAAUAGCAACGAUAUUUCUGAACAAGACUUCGGGAAAGAUGGCCAUCCCUGUGUUAUGGGAAUUUUUGAAGAAAUACCCUUCACCUACGAUAGCAAGGACUGCUAACUGGAAGGAAAUGUCAGAGCUACUUAAACCUCUUGGCCUGUAUGAACUCAGAGCAAGAACCAUCAUCAAAUUUUCAGAUGAGUAUUUGGUCAAACAAUGGAGGUAUCCAAUUGAGUUGCACGGGAUUGGAAAAUAUGGAAAUGACUCUUACAGGAUCUUCUGUGUCAAUGAGUGGAAAGAGGUACAGCCAGAAGACCAUAAGCUGAAUGUGUAUCAUACCUGGCUUUGGGGAAACCAUGAGAAACUGAAUCUUAAUAAAUAGCUCGGUAUAGGUUCACAUGUCUCAUUUUUAAAAUAACUUGCUCUUUCUGCUGUCUCUCUUGCUUACUAUAAAUGUAAACAUUCAUUUUUUAUAUAGAUAUUUAUACACUUUAGAUACUCUAUUAAAUUUCAGUGUUGGUUAAUGUACAUAAUGUUUAAAUAUUGUAAUUAAAGUUGACUAAACUAUUUUAAUAUAA
Molecule: messenger RNA, 1973 nt
Organism: Elgaria multicarinata webbii
Lineage: Eukaryota; Metazoa; Chordata; Lepidosauria; Squamata; Anguidae
Gene: MBD4
Product: methyl-CpG binding domain 4, DNA glycosylase
Exons: 8
Coding region: 107-1777 (556 amino acids)
Biological process (GO): DNA repair
Cellular component (GO): nucleus
Molecular function (GO): pyrimidine-specific mismatch base pair DNA N-glycosylase activity; DNA binding
Source: RefSeq, a predicted model, not a curated record